Ectocarpus sp. CCAP 1310/34 is the source of this 4456-nucleotide messenger RNA. NCBI's taxonomy places the organism in Eukaryota, Phaeophyceae, Ectocarpales, Ectocarpaceae. The record is from the annotation of a GenBank genome assembly.
CAGCAGCAGGUUCGCCAGCCACAGCCCGUUACGCUCUGGGGGAGAGACAGAGACAGGGAAAGCAGAGACUCAGAGAUAGGUCUGCGUUGAGCGAGACAAGCGUGGAGCUAUGGGCCUUGAUCGAGGCGGUCGAUCGGGAGCAGAUCAAGGCGACCGACCCGCUCUAGUUGAGCGCAGCGGUAGCAGUGAGGAGCAGCAAAAUCGACAGCACCAACAACGAGGUGGUGUGAUCCCACGACACACGUACCGACGGCGCAGACCAGAUCGCAUGAGCAGAGCAUGCACACUCCUGGCGUGUGGUGUGAGCUUGCAGAGCUGGGUUUGCACGGAUGGGUUCGCCGGGAACGCGUGGAGGUCCUCGCCCAGCAGCAACAAGGCAGAAAAAACCGCAACACAUACGUGUGUGGCGGCACCACCCGCGGAGGCCGCCACGGCCUGGCAACAAAGACGACCAGCAGCACGUGUUUUAGCGUCGCGUAGCAGCUGCCGCCGUGUGUCUGGCGCAACGAUAGCAUGUAGCCGGACCGAGUCCGCCUCUACGCUUCAGGUGCAAGAGAACGCCGGGGGCGACACGCAGCAGCUCGGGGAUGCGUCGUGGGAAGAUGGCGAAAAUGCUGCUGCUGAUGAGAUCGCAGCAGCUGGGGCAGGAGGAGCGAGCACUCCCCCGGGGACAGAGGAGGAGGAUCGAAGCAAGCGACGUAAGCGCAAGCCGGUCGCUGCCAAUGGCGGAAGGAACAAGCUGUUCGACCUCCUGAAUGACCUGGAAGGUGGCGGGGGAGGGGGUCUCGAGGCGAUCGAGUUGCUGGGCGUGGAGAAGACGGCGCAUGGGGUUGGCGGCAGCAGCAGUAGCAUGUUGCUGAAGGGAGCUGCCGGUCAACAGCAUGUAGGAGAUCAUGUGGCGCUCCCACCGCAGCAUCAGAUGGAGGAGGAGGAGGGAGCUGAGCGAGAGUUGCUGUCGGAGCCGCUCAAGAAGUCUGAGGGCCGUAAGUUCUCGAGGCGGCAAGGGCGCGUGCCCCCGCUGACGAGGAGCCAGUCAGAGGAGUGGAGAGUCCUUCCCAUGGCGAAGAGGAUCGAAGAGAUUCGGCAUAGCAAGAUGAAGAGGAAGGACCCGAUGAAGGAAGAGAAGUGCAUGGAGGUGAUGCAGAUCUUGGACAAGGCUAAGGAGGAGCAAGGGGCGAGGGGUCUCGGGCUGACGUUCGUCUACAGCCUCGGGAUGAGGACGUGCCUCGACUUCGGACAACCGGAGAAAGCUAUUGCGCUCUUCAGCGAGUUGAAGACCUUCAAGGAAAGCCCGCCUAACAGGCAAGCUUUCGAGGCGGCGUCCAUUGCCCACAGCCAGCUCAAACAAGGGGAUGCCGCAAUGGAGGUGAUUUUGGAGAUGAAGGAGUCGGGCUGGUUGCCGACUGAACGGGCGUAUAAAACUCUCUUGGAAAGUAUCAGAGGGACCGAGGGCGCGUCGGCGGUUGCUAACCGUGUCAUCCAGCUCUACGUCGAAGACGAAGACCCGGAGGGGGGGGGUGCCGGCCUCUUGCCGACGAGCAUGGACUUGUGCCACCAGUACCUCAUGGUGCUGGCGUGGGCGAACGAGUGGGAGCAGGCGCUGGAGUUCUUCUUCAAGCUGGUGGAGCGAGGGCAGCCUCACCCGGACCAGAACUGCUACAACGCCGUGCUGCACGCGCUCAACAGGAGCGAUCGCUGGGAGGAGACCAUUCGGGUGAUGGAAGCCUUUCGGUCGCACGUGCGGCUAAUGCAGCACCAGCAGCUGGAAGCGCCCAAGCCGAUGAGGAGCUUGUUCCUCUCUGCGUUGUCGACCCUGCUAAGAGUGGCGAAGCGGACCGAAGGCGUCGAAGGGUACGACGAGCAGGAGAGCGAGGCCGCGAUGGACGAGGCGAUAAAGGUCUGGAAUGAGCUCAAGGCGUCGGGCAUGUACGAGGGCAUAUCUCCCUACAGCGCCGGGAGACUGCUGCACCCCCUCUUCAACGCCUGCGACAAGCACGUGAAGUACUGGCCGACGGCCCUGGAGGUGUUCGACCUCAUGGAGAGCUACGAAUACAGCCCGGACAAGAUCGAUGAUAGGUGGAGAGAUGACGAGAAGGCCAUCGGGUGGAGGGGUGGCGAUGGAGGCAUCUCGGCCGACGAACGCAUGGCGAAAGAGGAAGACAGGACAGCUCCGACGGCGGGCGAGUACCGGUCGAUGCUGCACAUCUUGAGCCACAGCAGGGACGCAGAGCGGGGGGCGAACUGGGAGAGGUCGAUGGAGCUCCUGAGGGAGGCUCAGGAGAACGAGCUACCCAUCUCGGAGAGUUCCUUUCAGACAGUGAUGACCGAUCUCGGGUUCGCCGGAGAGGUCGACCUCGCCUUUUCCAUCUACGACGACAUGCGUAUGGCCGGCAUCCCCCCCUCGCUCGACACCUACAACCGCCUGCUAGGGGUCUGCGAGAAGAACAAAGAGUGGGAUCGCGCCUUCAAGAUCCUGGACGAGAUGAGCGAGCUUGCCAUCAAGCCGGAUGUUGUUUCCUUCGGCGCUGCGAUCAGCGCGUGUGGAAAGGGGCUAGAAUGGCGGAGGGCCCUCGCGCUGCUGGUACGCAUGCAGCACGACGGGAUUGAGCCCAACCUCCAGUGCUUCAACAACGUCAUCCACGGGCUUGGGCUUGCGGGGGAGUGGAAGCGGGCGGAGGCAAUGAUGGAGGUCAUCCACAAGACUGGCCUGGUGCCGGACAGCUACACGUACAACAGCAUGGCCAUGGCGUAUGCCUCGGCGGGAGAGUCUGACAUGGCCCUGGACGUGCUGGAUACGAUGGAGAAGAACGGGGUCCAGCCGGAUGAGGUGACUUACGGCACUCUCAUGAAGGCCUGCGACGGGGAGGGGGCGUUUAGCAUCAUGCGGUCUCUCAUGGAUGAGAUGGAGCAAAGAGGCAUUCCGAUGACGGUGCACCACUACACCACCUGCAUCGACGCGGCCAACAGGAUGGAAGGGACCGGAAUGGGGUGGGAGUUAUGGAGGCAGAUGGGCGUCAAGGGCGUGGAGCCCAACAACUACGCCUACAGCGCCAUUAUCACCACGGCUGCGAUAGACAGGGACGUCAGGACUGCGCUGAGGCUUCUCGAAGAAAUGAAAACGAAGGGGAUCAGCAUCGACGUCGUGAGCUACACGAGCGCCAUCUGCGCGUGCGGUCCUGACUGGCUCCUGGCGCUCGACGUCCUCGAGGAGAUGGACAAGGACGGCGUCGUGCCCAACCUCCUCUCGUUCACCGCGGCGAUGGGGGCGUGCUUCAAGGGGGAGGAGCCCCGGGAGGUGAUCAACGUGUUCAACAGGAUGAAAGCGGCGGGCGUAGCGCCGGACCUGCGGGCCUACAACCUCGCCAUCAUGGCCCACGACGCGGACGAGAACCACUACGGGCGCGCUAGCCUCGAGGCCGAGCUAACGGAGGCCGGGCUGAGCCUCCAGGACAAGGAGUGGGAGACGGCGUGGGUGCCCCCGGCUGACCUCGGCGGAGCGUUCUCGGAGAUCGGCGAGCCGGGGUACAACGUGGGGCCACCCCGCAGAGGGGGGGGGGGGGGGGGGGGGGGCCNNNNGGGGGGGGGCAGCUACGGGCAGUUCGAAGAUUACGAGGGGGGUGGAGGGGUGGACCACUCGUACGACGACGAGUCGUGGUGACACACGGGCGGUUGGUGUAGUUUUUCCAACCUUGUUUGACGGAAUUGUGGAGUUGGUAGGGCCGGGGGGAGGCUGCGAGCGGAGAGUCAAGGGCGGGGGAUCGAUAGUCGAUCAUGUGGAUUAUCACACCCGUCCCUGUCAAUCGGGGCGGAGCAGCUGGGGAUAGUCCCUCCGCAGUUAUUUUGUGACUGUUUUUAUUUUUGUGUUUUCGGUCUCGUGGUGGGGGGUGGGCUUCGGAAAAACGGGUAGAUGAAUUGCGUAAGGGAGGGGGGGGCUCUUUCCAUCACAAGCCUCGUUGUGUGUUGUGUGUUUUUAGUGUCGCUCUCUUCUUGGUUCCAAGUUGUGCCGCGUCGUGUGGUCGAUUUGGAAUCGGUUUGGUUUGGUUGCCAGGCCCUCGUUGUUGACGUUUCGAUGAUGAUUUGUCCUAGCAGCGGCAUCUAUUUGUUGGAGCUCUAAAAUGAAACUUUCGUCUGUGCAAGACUGGCAACACCCGGUACGGGGGAAGAUGCAGCGGCGGAGGGGUGAGACGGGGAAGGAAAGGCUUGUCUAACUACUAGGGUAUAACAAGGAGCAAGAUCACCGCUGUGCCGGAACGUGUGCUAGUUUAGGGCCUUGUGUCGGGCUCGUGAGCUUGGAACCGUUUGAGCCCAGCUGUCUGGGUCUUUCUUUCGUGUAUGUUUCUUGGGGAUGAACGGUAACCAUCCCCGGUCUGGUUCGUCUGGGCUUGGCGAGAUAGUAGGCCUGUCUGAACAACGCUACGAACGGCCGGCAACGAAUCAAGGAAUCAACGAAUCUUCG